CGACGGCAGGGCAUGCCAACCGUCGGAGGGACGUCGUCAUGAAGAGACACCCGUCAAAAGGUAGGCCAUCUCCUCGUUGCCCUCGACCGCCACUUUCCUCCUGUCAACAUUUCAAUUCUUCCCCAAGAUGCGUCUCCUUCGUGCCUUGCUGGCAGGCCUUUGCCUGAACGUUGCUGCUCAUACAGCUGCUCUUCGCAUCAAACCAUACGAGAGCGAGCCCUUGCAGGACAUCGUGACAUGGGACCAACAUACUCUCAUGGUGCAUGGCGAGAGAAUCAUCUUCUACUCCGGCUCCUUCCACCCUUUCCGUCUACCUGUCCCGGGCUUGUGGCUUGACGUCUUCCAGAAGAUCCGCAGUCUGGGCUAUACCGCCGUCACCUUCUACACCGACUGGGCGCUGCUUGAAGGCGACCCGGGCACCUUCUUGGCCGAGGGCAUCUUUUCCUUGCAACCGUUCUUCGACGCCGCCACUGAAGCGGGAAUCUACCUCCUCGCCAGACCCGGACCGUACAUCAAUGCCGAAGUGAGCGGUGGAGGCUUCCCUGGCUGGCUCCAGGAAGUCCCCGGAAUCUUGCGAAGUACUGACCCAGCCUACCUCAACGCUACCCAGCUCUACGCCCAGUCGAUUGGCAAGAUCUUCGCAAAUGCCCAGAUUACCAACGGCGGGCCCAUCAUUCUUAUGCAGCCCGAGAACGAGUACUACGAUUGCCUACCGUCGGUCAAGCCAUGCCCGAACUCCACCUAUAUGGGGUUUGUCGAGAAGCAAUUCCGAGAAGCUGGAGUUACAGUCCCUUACAUCGACAACGACGACAAUGAUGGAAACUUUCGCCCCGGCACUCCUGCAGCCGUAGACAUCUAUGGAAUCGACUCUUAUCCUCUCGGGUUCGACUGCGGGAACCCCUAUCAGUGGCCAGCAAACGGCUUACAGACAGAUCUUACUUCCACUCAUCUGGAAUGGAGUCCUCUCACACCAUUCGCCUUCGUUGAGUUCCAGGGAGGCAGCUUCGACCCAUGGGGCGGUUAUGGAUGGCAGAACUGUCUCGAACUCACUGGUUAUGAAUUCGAGCGAGUCUUCUACACCAACAACUUCGCUUCCGCCAUCGGGAUCUUCAAUCUUUACAUGACGUAUGGUGGCUCGAAUUGGGGCAAUCUUGGGCACCCUGGCGGCUACAGCUCUUAUGACUACGCGGCCGCCAUUGCGGAGAACCGCAUGGUGGAGCGGGAGAAGUACAGCGAGGCCAAGCUUCUGGCCAGCUUCGUCGAAUCUUCCGCUGCCUACUACACCGCCACUCCAGGCAACCUCUCUACCACCAAGUACACCAAUACUCAAGCCUUGAGCGUCACUCCGCUCUUUGGAAACGGCUCUGCCACGAACUUCUACAUCAUCAGGCAUUCCAAUUACACCGAUCAAUCCACGACUAGCUACAAGCUCAAUGUGACGACCAGUCAAGGGCAGGUCACCAUUCCUCAGCUCGACGGUCAGCUGUCUCUGUUAGGUCGCGACUCGGUGGUGAGCGUGACUGACUUCGACGUCGGCGGAGUCAACAUUCUCUACUCCUCGGCGCAGAUCUUCACUUCAAAGUCAUACGGGGAUCGCAAGAUCUUGGUCGUUUAUGGAGCUCCUGGCACAUAUCAAGAGCUGGCAGUGUCAAACGCUGGCAAUGCGACCAUCCUCGAGGAUGGCGGAGUGAAACAGAGCACCAAACAGAAUGCGACGGUCUUGAACUGGAAGGCAGGAGGACAGCGAAACGUCGUCAGCUUCGCAUCCGGACUGACUCUCUAUCUGCUUGACCGCAAUGCUGCUUACAACUACUGGGUCCUCAAGCUUCCCAACGAACGGGGGCUCUUCGCACCAUCAUUGAACGCGACUACCGUUGUUCUUCAAGCAGGAUACCUCAUGCGCAACGCGAGCGUCUCAGGCACCACUUUGAACCUUGUCGGCGAUUUCAACGCGACCACGCCGAUCGAGAUCAUCGGUGGUGCUCCGGCCAACCUGACCAAACUCAACAUUAACGGCAACUCGACGAGCUUCAAGCAGGACAGCUACGGUGUUGUGACCGCCACCGUGCAAUUCAACGCACCCAACAUCACUGUGCCCUCGCUUUCCAGCGCAAAGUGGAAGUAUAUCGAUUCUCUGCCAGAGAUUCAACCAACGUACGACGACUCCCUCUGGCCGGUGGCCAAUCUCACGAGCUCGCACAACGAUCAUGCAAUGUUGAGGACGCCGGUGAGCCUCUUUGGUAGCGACUAUGGCUUCAACACGGGCAUCUUGGUCUUCCGCGGAAGCUUCACGGCCAAUGGAAAGGAAUCCCACUUCUUCCUCGAGACGCAAGGCGGUACAGCCUUUGGCACAUCAGUCUGGAUCAAUUCGACGUACAUGGGCUCGUUCAUCGGAAACCCGGCCGACGAAAACGGCAACAAGACCUACCCUGUUUCGAAGCUCAAGGCGAACGAGACCUACGUUUUCACCAUCCUCGUAGACGAGAUGGGGCUGGACGAAAACUAUGUCAUUGGACAGAACGAAAUGAAGAACCCUCGUGGCAUUCUACGCUACAGUUUGGGUGGCCACUCGACCAAGGACGUUUCCUGGAAGAUCACUGGCAAUCUCGGAGGGCAACAGUAUCUCGAGAAGGCGCUAGGCCCGCUGAACGAGGGUGGUCUCUGGGCCGAACGGCAGGGAUACUACCUGCCCGGCACUCCCAUCUCGAACUGGACCUCCAGCGGUGGUCCCACAGAAGGUAUCUCCAAAGCCGGCGUCGCCUGGUACGCCACGGAGAUUGACUUGGACCUACCCUCUGGAUGGGAUAUCCCAAUUUCCGUCACCUUCACCAACACCUCCAGCCCGAACGGUGCUCCGAACAGCGCUCCAGCGUUCCGCGUUGAGAUCUUCGUCAACGGAUUACAAAGCGGAAAAUACGUAAACAACAUCGGGCCGCAGACGUCGUAUCCCGUUCAGCAGGGCAUCUGGAACUACCACGGCACGAACUACGUUGCCAUGUCCCUGUGGAGUCUCGAAGCAUCUGGAGCCAAGGUAGGAGGGUUGGCAUUGACCGUGAACGGUACUAUUAUGAGUGGAUACGGCGACGUGCCCAUGGCACCUCUUGCUACAUAUGCUCCGCGAGCUGGUGCCUACUAAUUGGCGGACUGCACGUGCAGCAACGUGGUAUAUGUCCACUGCGUAGAUACGUAUAUAUCGAUGUACCACACAACGACAAACUUUCUC
Molecule: messenger RNA, 3223 nt
Organism: Neohortaea acidophila
Lineage: Eukaryota; Fungi; Ascomycota; Dothideomycetes; Mycosphaerellales; Teratosphaeriaceae
Product: putative beta-galactosidase
Exons: 6
Coding region: 128-3136 (1002 amino acids)
Biological process (GO): carbohydrate metabolic process
Cellular component (GO): vacuole
Molecular function (GO): beta-galactosidase activity
Source: RefSeq, a predicted model, not a curated record